AUGGACCAACCGGGUCCGUCGUCUUCGAACCAAGAUCCUCGUUUUGAUUUCAUUGGCUCCUAUGCUGUAAAAUCUUUAAAGCUUAAACCAGAAAAAUGGAUGCGAUUAGUAAGCGUAGAGGAACACAGGUCCAUUUUAAAAGAAUUCGUAGAUAAGCCUUUUCCGAUGCUUCUAAUGGUAAUAUUGACGCACGCAGCGCAGCUAGUUCCUGUUAUAUCUUUCCCAUGUUAUUUAAAGAAUAAAGCUGUAUAUUACAUAAAAAAGAAGGCCGAUAUCGUCCCUAAGGAGAAUUGCGCUGAUAUGAUUAUUUUUGGUGACUUGGCACCAAGGUUAAUUGAUGAAUUGGCGUCUUUAGUGGAUGAAGUAUUUGUUCCUCUUUUAUCAAAUCCAUUAAAUCACGAAGGAUGGCCGUUAGUUGUUUCACAAGAUAUUCUGAAGCAAAUACAUAACCUUAAGAGCACGGUUUACGAGGUCAAAGGCAAAGUUAACGGACAGACGGUUCUCCCGAUGCCUGUGGGUGUGGAGCUAGUUCACGAUGCGGAGAAGGAAAUGUUAAAGGGAAAGGAAGUUGAUUUAUAUUUGAAGAGUGCUAUUGAAGGAGUGGUCAUUAAAUGGGCUCAACAGAUCAAUGACGUCAUGAUGGAGGAUUCAUCGCAAGCUUUUGAGAACGGACAAAACCCACUGCCUAAUGUCGAGCUAGCGUUUUGGAAAUCUAGAUUAAACAAUUUAAAUUAUAUUUACGACCAACUACGUACAGAAAGGGUUCGAUGUAUGGCUGUUAUACUGGAAAAAACUACGUCGGCUUACUAUCCGUGUUUUAGUCGCUUAUUCAAAAAUAUCGUAUCAGCAUUGGCAGAAGCUCGUGAAAUCGAUUUGUAUCUUAGAACAUUAGAGAAACAUUUUCAAGCAUUUGAAGAUACUGAUUUUACCGAGUGUCAGCCACUAUUUCGACCUAUGUUUCACGUCAUUUGUAUGAUAUGGAGGGAUUCUAAGUAUUAUUGCAGUUCUUCGAAGCUAAUGGUUCUUAUAAAACAGAUAUGUAAUCUUUUAAUAUAUCAGGCAAAGAAAUGCUUAGACCCAAGUACACUGUUUCAUAGUGACAUUGAUGAAGCUGGACAACGUAUUCAAGUUACAAUAAAUAUUCUAAAAAAGUUUAGACAAACCUUUGACUAUUUCAAAGAAAAUUUACCGAAGUAUUUCGUUGAUCGGACAGUUAUACCCUGGACUUUCCACCCCAAUGUUGUAUUUGAAAGGAUGAAUAAUUUUCUUGAACGUUUAAAUACAAUUCAGUGGUUCUUUAAAACAGUUUUAGAGUUUCAAAAACUAGAAAAAAUUGAAAUAGGUGGCAUGAAAGGCCGCGUAUUAAGUGGACAAAUUAGGGAAAUUUCAGCAGAAUUUGAUGCUUAUUUUCAUGGAUUUGCAUCAAAGUCUUACGAUGUUUUAGACCCAGAUGAUGAAACGUUUAAUGCAGACUUUAAAGAAUUUCAAGAUAACAUUGUUGAUUUGGAUCUGAAAUUGUCCACAGUAUUAGUUGAAUCGUUUGAUAAUUGUUCUACAUUAGAAGCCAUUUUUAAGCUAAUUGAAAUUGUCGGCUCUGUAUUAGAUCGUCCGCUGAUCAGAAAUGAAUUCACAGCUAAAUAUGUAGAAAUAAUUGUAAUGCUUGAAAAAGAACUAGAAACAUGUGAGGAACUUUUCACCGAGCAGUCAAACAGGCACCAGAAAUAUGGACACAUGGAAAUUGACGCAUUUAUGCCUCCCAUAGCUGGGGGACUCCUGUUCAUGAAUAUGCUGGCUACAAGGAUAACCAAGCCUAUAGCCAGCUUUCGCAAUUUGCCGCACCCGAUAAAGGGUGCGGAAGAGGCUGUGAAAUUAUUUACGAGAUACGAAAAACUCAUUGAAAAUAUUAACGAGUUUAAAAAGAAGUAUUUUAAUGACUGGGCUAUUAAUAUUCCUAAAAUUAUUGAAGAAAAGACAAACAAACCAAUUCUGGCACGACAAGGAUCAGAUUUAGUACUGAAUUUCAGCCCAAUACUUUUAGAUCUUAUGAAGGAAGUUCGUCAUAUGAGAAACAACCCUGACGUGCAGAAUUUAUUGCCUAAAGAAAGUGUAGAAUUAUUUGACAAACAAGAAACUUAUCGUCAAUAUAGGAUUAACCUAGGUAUAACUAUUGAUUGGUAUAAUCAGAUUAGAAAAGAUAGUCAGAAGGUUGAAUUUGAUUUGGUGGAGGAUGAAAUAAAAGCAAUUGAUCAAAGGAUUGAUAUGGCACAAAAUAAACUUAAUUGGAAUUCUCAAGAUUUAUGGAGCUAUCUUGAAGAACUACAUAAAUUAGUAGGAAACUUAUAUCAGCGUAUGUCAAAAAUACAAGAUAAUCUCAAAGAAAUGAAAACGGCUAUGAAAGGAUGGGCUACGCAACCGUUGUUUGAAAGAAAGGAAGAGAAAAAGGAUACGCUUUUAAAUUUAGACGAUCGUAAAGAAAGAAUUCAUAAACGCUAUAAAGAUAUUAAAACGACAGCUGAUCAAAUUGAAACAUUAAUUAAUGAAAACAUGGUACUUUUUAACAUGCAAGAUAACCAACGGAGCGAGAUUUGGUUAGCGUAUGUUUCCUUUAUUGACUCCUUGUUUGAAGAAUCAUUGUUAAAAUCAAUUGCUUGCAGUCUGGGUUAUAUAUCUGAACAUAUGAAUCCAAACAACAAGCUCUCACCUUUAUUUGAAGCACAGUUGGAGCUGUUAGAACCAGACAUGGUUUUUGCCCCAAGUUUAAAUCCGGAUGAUGAGAAAGGUUUUAUGGCUUUGAUAAAUGACCUUAUAAAUGAUAUUUUGAAAAUGGCUUCCCUAGUUAAAAGGAUAGAUCCAAAGAAAGUGGAGAAUUAUGAAGAGGACAUAGUGGGAAAUGUUGACAUCAUUGAUAUGAAAGACAGUAUACUAAAUAGAAUAGAGCGGGUUAUAGAAGAGGCUAACGAUUUUUGUAAAACUUUUGAAAACUACUCGUAUUUAUGGCUUGAAGAAAGAGACGCGGUUAUGGAAAUAUUUUUAACAUAUGGACGUAUAUUGACACCAGAUGAAAUCGAUAGAAUUGGUUCUGAAGACAAAGAUGUUCAAGUGCCUGUUCCGUGUCCUCCUAAAAUGGAAGCUUUCAGAGAGCAAAUCGACCAUUAUGAAAAUCUUUUUUUGGACAUUGAGGAUAUGGAAUCUUACAAAGUAUUUAAUUCAUGGUUUCAGGUGGAUAUAAGGCCAUUCAGGAAAGCUUUAUUAAACACUGUGAGAAAAUGGGGCAAUAUGUAUAAAGAGCACUUAGUGAACAAUGUUAUUUCUAGUCUUAGUGAUCUUGGAAAUUUUAUAAGACAGGCAGAUGAAGGUUUACUACAACCCGUACCAGAAGGUAAUUAUGAAGCGUUAGUUACAGUAAUGGGAUAUUUGAUGCAUGUUAAGGAUAGAACAAUGACAACAGAUGAAAUGUUCCAACCUUUAACUGAAACAAUAGAAUUGCUUAAAUUUUAUGAUAUGGAUAUACCCGAAGAAGUCAACGUUCUUUUACAAGAACUACCUGAACAAUGGCAGGCUACUAAGAAAUUAGCUCUAACUGUGAAACAACAAGUAGCACCACUACAAGCUGCUGAAGUAGCAUGUAUCAGAAAAAAGAUAACCAUGUUUGAUGUACACAUCACUUAUUAUCGAGAAGUUUUUAAAAGAUAUGAUUUUUUCAAAUAUGAGUGUGAUGAUCCCUACGCUGUGAUGUCGAGAGUUGAUAAUGAAGUUUUUCAUUUAGAAGAUGAGAUGAAGAAUAUUCAAGAGUCAGGAUCUUUGUUUGAAGUCAACGUUCCUGAAUUUAAGCUUUUAAAACAAUGUCGAAAAGAAUUGCGUAUGUUAAAGCAACUUUGGGACUACGUACACAUAGUGCGUACAAGUAUCGAAGAUUGGAAAACUACACCGUGGCGAAAAAUAGACGUCGAAAAUAUGGACAUAGAAUGCAAAAAGUUUGCUAAAGAAAUAAGAUUGUUAGAUAAAGAAAUGAGGGGUUGGGACACUUAUAUUAAUUUAGAAGCUACAGUGAAAAAUAUGCUAACGUCUCUACGUGCAGUAGCAGAGCUUCAAAAUCCUGCUAUCAGAGAAAGGCAUUGGGAUCAACUUAUGAGGACUACGAAGAGCUUAGCUGCAUUACCGCCUGAACUUAUUGUCAGAAUUGUUAUGGAUGAAAAUACUACGCUAGCAGAUUUGCUUGCCUUAAAUUUGCAUGAAUGUGAAGAGGAGGUUAAAAAUAUAGUUGAUAAAGCUGUGAAAGAAAUGUCAAUGGAGAAAAUAUUAAAAGAUCUUAAUGCGACUUGGAGCGGAAUGGAAUUCGAGCAAGAAGUACAUACACGAACUGGUUGUAUUUUGUUAAGAGCCAGUGAAGAAUUGAUUGAAACUCUAGAAGAGAACCAGGUUCAACUUCAAAAUCUCAUUACUUCAAAAUUUAUUGCUCAUUUUCUGGAAGAGGUAUCGAGUUGGCAACAAAAGCUAUCAAUAGCUGAUCAAGUAAUAACGGUAUGGUUUGAAGUACAAAGGACUUGGUCGCAUUUAGAAAGUAUUUUUAUGAGCUCUGAAGAUAUUAGAAAACAAUUACCAGAAGAUUCAGCCAGAUUUGAUAGAAUAGAUGCAGAGUUUAAGAGUUUAUCAAAAGACAUGUCUAAAACGCCCAAUGUUGUAAAAGGGACUAAUAAAGAAGGUUUAGUUGAGAAGCUUGAUGGCUUACAAAAAGAUCUAAUAAUCUGCGAAAAAGCGUUAGCUGAAUAUUUGGAGACAAAGAGAUUAGCGUUUCCAAGAUUUUAUUUUGUUUCAUCUGCCGAUUUGUUGGACAUUUUAUCAAACGGUAAUCAAGCUGAAUUAGUGAUCAGACAUUUAACUAAGCUUUUUGAUUCCAUUGCAAAACUUAAAUUUAUCGAAAAUGAUAAGCCUGCAGAAAAAGUAGCUGCGGGGAUGAUUGCUAAAGACGGUGAAUAUGUAAAGUUUCAUGGAAGUUGCGACUGUACAGGACCCGUUGAGAUUUGGUUAAAUCGACUUCAAGCCAUUAUGAGGUCGACCAUUCGUCAAUAUUUUGGAGAAGCAAUUGUUUCAUAUGAGGAAAAACCUCGAGAGCAAUGGCUCUUUGAUUACAUGGCACAAGUAUCAUUAUGUGGUUCACAAAUCUGGUGGACUACAGAAGUGAAUAUGGCUUUUUCGAGACUGGAAGAAGGAUACGAUAAUGCUCUCAAAGAUUAUUACAAAAAACAAUUGGCUCAACUGAGUACCCUUAUCACUUUACUUAUAGGCGAAUUAAGCAAGCAGGAUCGUCAGAAAAUUAUGACAAUUUGCACGAUAGAUGUUCAUUCAAGAGAUGUAGUAAGUAAACUUAUUCAAGGAAAGAUAGAAGCAGGCUCAGCGUUUCAAUGGCAAUCUCAACUAAGACACAGAUGGGACGAAAAAGAAUCUCAUUGUUUCGCAAAUAUUUGUGACGCUCAGUUUAGAUAUAGUUAUGAAUAUUUAGGAAAUACUCCUAGAUUAGUCAUAACGCCACUGACCGAUCGAUGUUACAUAACUUUAACCCAGUCACUACAUUUAAUUAUGGGUGGAGGUCCCGCGGGACCAGCUGGUACAGGGAAAACAGAAACAACUAAAGACUUAGGUAGAGCUCUUGGCAUUAUGGUAUAUGUCUUUAAUUGUUCAGAACAGAUGGACUAUCAGUCUUGUGGUAAUAUUUAUAAAGGUUUAGCACAAACUGGUGCUUGGGGGUGUUUUGACGAAUUUAAUAGAAUUUCCGUAGAGGUGCUAUCAGUAGUCGCUGUUCAAGUUAAAUCUGUUCAAGAUGCUAUAAGAGAUAAGAAGAAAACUUUCAAUUUCAUGGGAGAAAUGAUAGUAUUAGUCCCUACUGUCGGUAUUUUUAUUACCAUGAAUCCUGGCUACGCAGGUAGGACAGAAUUACCAGAAAAUCUGAAAGCUUUGUUUAGACCAUGCGCGAUGGUUGUACCUGAUUUCGAACUUAUUUGUGAAAUCAUGUUAGUGGCGGAAGGUUUUCAAGAUGCUAAAAUCCUCGCUAGGAAGUUUAUUACCCUUUAUACUUUAUGCAAAGAAUUACUUUCUAAGCAAGAUCAUUAUGAUUGGGGAUUGCGAGCUAUCAAGUCUGUACUAGUAGUGGCUGGUUCCUUAAAGAGAGGUGACCCUGGAAGACCAGAAGAAGAAGUUUUAAUGAGGACGCUUCGUGAUUUCAAUAUCCCCAAAAUAGUAACAGAUGAUAUGCCCGUUUUUAUGGGUUUAAUUGGAGAUUUAUUUCCUGCUCUUGAAGUACCAAGAAAGCGUGACUUAGAGUUCGAAAGAACCGUGAAACAAGCAGCAAUGGAUUUGAUGUUACAACCUGAAGAUAAUUUUAUACUCAAAGUUGUACAAUUAGAAGAGUUAUUAGAAGUUCGUCAUUCUGUUUUUAUUGUUGGUAACGCUGGUACUGGAAAAACUCAAGUUUGGAAAACUCUCUUUAAAACCUAUCAAAACUUAAAAAAGAAACCUAUCUACAACGAUCUAAAUCCAAAAGCUGUUAGUAACGAUGACUUAUUUGGUAUUAUAAAUCCGGCAACGAGAGAAUGGAAAGAUGGCUUAUUCUCAGUAAUUAUGAGAGACCAAGCAAAUCUCGCAGGAGAAAAUCCCAAAUGGAUUGUUUUAGAUGGAGAUAUAGAUCCCAUGUGGAUUGAAUCAUUAAAUACUGUGAUGGAUGAUAACAAAAUUUUAACGUUAGCGAGUAAUGAAAGAAUUGCAUUGACUCCGAGCAUGAGACUUAUGUUUGAAAUUUCGAAUCUCCGAACAGCUACUCCAGCUACAGUUUCAAGAGCUGGAAUUUUAUACAUUAAUCCACAAGAUCUAGGCUGGAAUCCAUAUGUGACUAGUUGGAUCGAAACGAGAAAAAUUCCAGCCGAAAAGUCGAAUUUAGUCAUACUCUUUGAUAAAUAUAUCCCAGCUUGUUUAGAAACUGUGAGAAAUCGGUUCAAGAAAAUAACGCCAAUUGCUGAUAUGGCGCAUGUUCAAAUGCUGUGCCAUUUACUUAACUGUUUGCUAGUACCAGAAAACACACCAGCGGACUGUCCGAAAGAAUGGCACGAUAUUUAUUUUGUGUUUGCGUGUGUGUGGGCAUUUGGUUCUGCUAUGUUUCAAGAUACUAAUGUGGAUUAUAGAAUCGAAUUUACCAAAUGGUGGGUUAACGAGUUUAAAACUAUCAAAUUUCCGCAAGGAGGCACCGUGUUCGAUUAUUAUAUUGACACUGAAACAAAACAGUUUACACCGUGGACAGAGAAGAUCACGAAAUUUGAAUUGGACUCGGAUAUACCAUUACAGGCUGUACUUGUGCCUACAGCAGAAACUAUAAGAAUAAGAUAUUUCUUGGACUUACUAAUGAAAAAUAAGCACCCAGUUAUGUUGGUUGGGGGUGCUGGCUGCGGUAAAACAGUUUUGGUCAGCGAAAAGUUGCAGAGCCUGCCAGAAUCAUAUGCUGUGCAAUCUGUUCCAUUCAAUUUCUAUACUUCGUCGGAAAUGUUACAAAAGGUUUUAGAAAAACCUUUAGAAAAAAAAGCUGGUCGAAAUUAUGGCCCUCCCGGGAACAAGACUCUCAUAUACUUUAUAGAUGAUAUGAAUAUGCCCGAAGUCGAUGCUUAUGGGACCGUCCAACCGCAUACAAUCAUAAGACAACAUCUAGAUUACAAUCAUUGGUACGACCGAACUAAGCUAACCCUUAAGGAUAUUCACAAUACUCAAUACGUGUCAUGUAUGAACCCGACAUCUGGUAGUUUCACAAUAAACCCAAGGCUCCAAAGACACUUCUGUGUAUUUGCUAUCAGUUUUCCAAAUACUGAAGCCUUGAAUAACAUUUAUCAUUCUAUACUAAGUCAACACUUGAUGAAUCCUGAGUUGAGAAUAAAUGCACAAGUUGCAAAGUUAUCUACAAAUAUUGUUACAGCAUCUAUAGUUUUGCAUAAUAAGGUGUCACAAAUAUUUUUACCGACUGCCAUCAAGUUUCACUACAUUUUUAAUUUACGAGAUUUAUCGAACAUCUUCCAGGGAUUCUUAUUUAGUACCAAUGAAUGUCUAGUUAAUCCUUCUGAUUUAAUUCGAUUAUGGAUGCACGAAACACAUAGAGUCUAUGGUGAUAAACUUACUGAAGAUAAAGACAUCGAUGCAUUUUUAAAAAUGCAGGUUGAUAUAUGCAAGAAAAAUUUUGAGGAUAUCGACGAGGGUGUAGUUUUUGAACGUCCUAAUAUCUACUGUCAUUUUGCUGGUGGGAUUGGUGAGCCCAAAUAUAUGCCUAUUACGUCUUGGGAUCAACUCAACAAACUUUUGACAGAAGCCAUGGCCAGUUACAACGAUCUCAUAGCUGCUAUGAAUUUAGUGCUAUUUGAAGAUGCAAUGAUGCAUAUUUGCAGAAUAAGUCGAAUUCUCGAAAGUCCACGGGGAAGUGCAUUGCUAGUUGGUGUUGGAGGAUCUGGUAAACAGUCACUAUCACGGCUUGCUGCCUUUAUAUCCAGCUUAGAAGUGCUGCAAAUACAACUGAAGAAAGGAUAUGGGGUUUCAGACCUUAAGCAUGAACUGUCAGGUUUAUAUAUCAAAACGGGUCUGAAAAAUGUUGGUAUUAUGUUUCUAAUGACUGAUGCCCAGGUGGCCAACGAACAGUUUCUGGUGUUGAUUAAUGAUUUAUUGGCAUCGGGUGAAGUAGCUGAUCUUUUCCCUGAUGACGAAAUAGAAAACAUUAUUGGUGGUGUUAGAAAUGAGGUAAAAGGUGCAGGCUUACCUGAUACCCGAGAGAUAUGCUGGAAGUUUUUCAUUGAUAGAGUUCGGAAACAAUUAAAAGUUGUGUUGUGUUUUUCACCUGUUGGUUCAACGUUGAGAGUUAGAUCUAGAAAAUUUCCAGCUUUGAUCAAUUGUACUUCAAUAAAUUGGUUCCAUGAAUGGCCUCAAGAGGCUUUAGUAUCAGUAUCCGUGAAAUUCUUAGAAGGACUUCACGUUUUACCGAUAACAUUACGAGAUUCUGUAUCAAGAUUUAUGGCAUAUGUUCAUACUUCAGUGAAUUCAAUAUCUAAAGCGUACUUAGCCAAUGAAAGAAGAUAUAAUUAUACCACACCAAAAAGCUAUUUGGAACAAAUAAGUUUAUAUGCAAAACUUGUUAAUCAAAAAACUGAUGAACUUCAAGCCAAGAUUUCCAGGUUAGAGAAUGGUUUGGAAAAGUUGCGCAGCACGGCGUGUCAAGUAGACGAGUUAAAAGCAAAAUUGGCAGUACAAGAAAUAGAAUUACAACAAAAGAAUGAGGCUGCUGACAAACUUAUAGAGAUGGUGGGAAUUGAGACUGCUAAAGUUCAAAGUGAAAAAGCCCUAGCUGACGAGGAGGAAGAAAAAGUAGCGGUUAUAGCGGAAGAAGUCUCAAAGAAGCAAAAAGAUUGUGAAGAAGAUUUAAUAAAAGCAGAACCUGCGCUUGUAGCUGCACAAGAAGCAUUAAAUACUUUAAAUAAGGCCAAUCUUACAGAGCUUAAAUCGUUUGGCUCACCACCUGGUGCUGUUACAAAUGUCACUGCUGCUGUUAUGGUAUUACUCGCUCCUGGUGGUAAAAUACCCAAAGAUAGAAGUUGGAAAGCUGCUAAGAUGAUGAUGGCUAAAGUAGAUGUAUUUUUGGAAUCUCUUGUUCAUUAUGACAAAGAAAAUAUACAUCCAGAUGUCAUAAAAGCCAUUCAGCCAUAUUUAAAAGAUUCGGAAUUCGAACCGGAGUUUGUGAGAUCUAAAUCAGCUGCAGCUGCUGGACUUUGUGCUUGGGUCAUUAACAUCAUUAAAUUUUACGAAGUAUUUUGUGAUGUAGAACCUAAACGAAAAGCUUUAGCAGCAGCUAAUGCUGAGUUAGCGGCUGCUACUGAAAAAUUAAAAUCAAUUAAGUCUAAAGUCGCGUCGUUAGAAGAGCAGUUGGCUACUCUAACAGCAGACUUCGAAAAAGCAACAUUAGAAAAACUUAAGUGUCAACAGGAGGCAGAUGCUACUAACAGAACUAUUCAGCUUGCAAAUCGAUUAGUAAAUGGUCUUGCAAGUGAAAAUGUGCGUUGGGCAGAAUCGGUUUCAAACUACAUGCAACAGAGUACAACGUUACCGGGUGAUGUACUUCUUGUAUGUGCUUUUAUAUCCUAUGUUGGAUGUUUUACGAAGCAAUACAGGCUUGACUUAUUACAUAAAAAUUGGCUUGUUUUCCUAAAGACAUUAGAGCCACCAAUUCCAAUAACCGAGGAAUUAGAUCCUUUGUCAAUGUUGACUGAUGAUACUACUAUAGCGAUGUGGCAAAACGAGGGCUUGCCUUCGGAUAGGAUGAGCACUGAAAACGCUACAAUACUUUCUAACUCGGACCGUUGGCCUCUUAUGAUCGAUCCCCAGCUUCAAGGGGUUAAGUGGAUUAAACAAAAGUAUGGCGACAAGUUGCGUGUAAUACGUCUUGGACAAAAAGGUUACCUUGAUACUAUUGAAAAGGCUAUAAUAAAAGGAGAAACUGUUUUAUUAGAAAAUAUAGGCGAAACAGUGGAUCCGGUAUUAGAUCCAUUGCUCGGCAGAAACUUAAUUAAAAAGGGAAGAGCGAUAAAAAUAGGGGACAAAGAAGUUGAAUAUAGUCCGAACUUUAGACUCAUACUCCAUACGAAAUUGGCAAAUCCACAUUAUAAGCCAGAAAUGCAAGCCCAAACUACCUUGGUUAAUUUUACUGUAACCAGAGAUGGCUUAGAAGAUCAGCUAUUAGCUGAAGUAGUGAAAGCGGAAAGACCUGACCUUGAAGAAUUGAAAGCAGAGUUAACAAAACAACAGAACGAGUUUAAAAUUCAAUUAAAAGAGCUUGAAGAUGAUUUAUUAUCCAGAUUGUCAUCAGCUGGUGAAAAUAUUUUGGGUGAUACAGCUUUAGUGGAAAAUUUAGAAACUACAAAAAAGACAGCGGCAGAUAUUGAAAAGAAAGUUACAGAAGCUAAAGUCACAUCGUAUCAAAUUGAUCAAGCGCGGGAAUUCUAUCGACCUGCAUCAGCAAGAGCUUCCUUACUUUAUUUCAUACUAAAUGAUUUAAAUACGAUUAAUCCAAUUUACCAGUUUUCAUUAAAGGCUUUUAGUGUUGUAUUUCAAAAAGCCAUUUCUCGAGCGGAACCAGCUGAUGAAGUGAGCCAACGGGUAAAGAAUCUCAUCGAUUGUAUAAGCUAUUCGGUUUUUCAAUAUACAUCCAGAGGUCUCUUUGAGUGUGACAAAUUAAUUUUCGCAUCCCAGAUGACUUUCCAGGUACUCUUAAUGAGUGAAGAAAUUACACCGGCGGAAUUGGACUUUUUUCUGCGAUUCCCAAUCAAGCCCCACGUAACGAGUCCAGUUGACUUUUUGUCUAAUACAAGUUGGGGUGGAAUAUGUUCACUUGCUAGUAAAGAUGAGUUUCGAAAUCUUGACAGAGAUAUAGAGACAUCACCAAAACGAUGGAAGAAAAUAGUGGAAAUGGAAUGUCCUGAAAGAGAAAAGUUUCCACAGGAAUGGAAGAACAAAACAGCUUUACAGCGAUUGUGUAUGCUUAGAGCAUUGCGACCUGACAGAAUGACUUAUGCUGUGGCAGCGUACAUAGAAGAAAGAAUGGGUUCAAAAUACGUAGAAAAUAGGACAGUAGAAUUCAGUAAAUCAUUCGAAGAAACCAGUCCAACCACACCAAUAUUCUUUAUUCUGUCUCCUGGCGUGAACCCCCUCAAGGACGUCGAAGCUUUAGGAAAAGUAAUGGGAUUCUCAAGUGAUAUAGGAAAUUUUCACAAUGUCUCUUUGGGCCAGGGCCAAGAAAUAGUAGCGGAACAAGCAAUGGAUGAGGCGAUACAGAAGGGGCACUGGGUUGUUUUGCAGAAUAUUCAUUUAGUAAAAAAAUGGUUACCAAGUCUUGAGAAGAAAAUGGAGAGUUUCGCUUCAGGUUGUCACAACGACUUUCGACUGUUUAUGUCGGCUGAACCAGCAGCAACACCAACUGCUCAUAUCAUACCGCAGGGUAUACUGGAGUCUAGCAUAAAAAUCACUAAUGAACCACCGACGGGAAUGCAGGCUAACAUUCAUAAAGCUCUAGAUAAUUUCAACCAAGAAACUCUAGAGAUGUGUGGUAAGGAAGCGGAAUUUAAAGCGAUCCUCUUUGCCUUAUGUUACUUUCACGCUGUAGUAGCUGAGAGGAGGAAAUUUGGACCUCAGGGUUGGAACAAAAUAUAUCCGUUCAAUGUUGGCGACCUUACUAUUAGUGUCUUUGUUUUAUAUAAUUAUUUGGAAGCUAAUUCUAAAGUUCCUUGGGAGGAUUUACGAUAUCUUUUCGGUGAAAUAAUGUAUGGAGGACACAUUACAGACGACUGGGAUCGACGUCUGUGUAAUGCAUAUUUAGAAGAAUUAAUGCAACCAGAUCUUGUUGACGGAGAAUUGCAACUAGCGCCAGGGUUUCCUGCGCCACCCAAUACAGAUUACUCUGGUUAUCAUCAAUAUAUAGAAGACGCUAUGCCCCCGGAAUCACCGUAUCUCUACGGCCUGCACCCUAAUGCUGAAAUAGGUUUUCUGACAACUACUUCGGAAAAUUUAUUUAGAACUAUAUUCGAGAUGCAACCGAGAGACGCUCAAGCUUCUGGCGCAACAACGAUUACUAGAGAAGAUAAGGUAAAGCAAAUGCUUGAUGAGAUAAUGGAGAAGCUUCCAGAGGAGUUUAACAUGGUAGAAAUUAUGGGUAAAGUGGAGGAACGCACGCCGUAUGUGAUCGUCGCGUUCCAGGAGUGUGAAAGAAUGAACAAUUUAACAGGAGAGAUGAAGCGGUCACUGAAGGAAUUAGACUUAGGACUAAAGGGAGAAUUAACAAUUACAUCUGACAUGGAAGACUUGGAGAACGCUUUGUUUUUGGACCAGGUACCCGCCAUCUGGGCUAAUAGAGCAUACCCUUCCUUAUUAGGCUUGUCUGCGUGGUUCGUCGAUCUACUUCUUCGGCUUCGAGAAUUAGAAACUUGGGCUACUGAUUUCGUUUUGCCGGCGUCGGUAUGGUUGGCUGGUUUCUUCAAUCCGCAGAGCUUGUUGACUGCAAUUAUGCAAAGCACAGCGCGUCGUUAUGAGCUGCCAUUGGAUAAAAUGUGCUUACAGUGUGACGUCACUAAGAAAAUGAAAGAAGAAUUUACGUCAGCUCAACGUGACGGUGCUUAUGUCCACGGUUUGCUCAUGGAGGGUGCUCGGUGGGAUGUGCAAGCAGGCAUUAUUAUGGAUUCAAGGCUUAAAGACUUGUUUCCACCAAUGCCUGUUAUUAAUGUCAGGGCGAUAACACAAGACAAACAAGAUUUACGUAACAUGUACGAGUGUCCUGUGUACAAAACACGAACCCGUGGCCCCACUUACGUGUGGACGUUCAAUCUAAAGACCAAGGACAAGCCCUCAAAGUGGACUUUAGCGGGAGUUGCACUGCUGCUUCAAACCUAA
Messenger RNA from Parnassius mnemosyne (clouded apollo), 13449 nucleotides. The record is from the annotation of a GenBank genome assembly. NCBI's taxonomy places the organism in Eukaryota, Metazoa, Arthropoda, Insecta, Lepidoptera, Papilionidae.